Cicer arietinum (chickpea) is the source of this 748-nucleotide messenger RNA. Its product is annotated as AT-hook motif nuclear-localized protein 27-like. Gene Ontology annotation, molecular function: minor groove of adenine-thymine-rich DNA binding; DNA-binding transcription factor activity. NCBI's taxonomy places the organism in Eukaryota, Viridiplantae, Streptophyta, Magnoliopsida, Fabales, Fabaceae. Gene Ontology annotation, biological process: vegetative to reproductive phase transition of meristem. The record is from RefSeq and is a predicted model, not a curated record. Gene Ontology annotation, cellular component: nucleus.
GUGAGAGCAUGAGUGAGAGAAAAGAGAACUCAUCCUCUGUCGUGAGUCGGCGACCUCGAGGGCGUCCACUUGGGUCUAAGAACAAGUCUAAGGCAGGUAUGAAUAUGAUAGUGAAAUAUGAAAGCCCUUAUGCACUUCAUUCUCGUGUUAUCGAGAUCGCUGCUGGAUCAGAUGUUUUAGAGACUAUCUUCAACUAUGCUCAACGUCCACCUCAAGGCAUCUGCAUCCUUGCUGGUGAUGGUAAGGUGUCUCAUGUUACUCUUCGUCAAUCUAAUGGGACUAUUUUACCCCUCCAGGGUACCUUCCAGAUUAUUUCCAUAUCUGGUACUAUUCUUCCUCCUUCUAUGCCACAGGCUCCUACAGGUUUGUCUGUUUACUUGUCAAGCACCACAGGACAAGUUGUUGGGGGUAGUGUUGUUCCUCCUCUUCUCGCUUCAACUCCUCUGCUUUUGAUGGCAGCUUGUUUUGCAGAUGCUGAACUUGUUAAGUUACCUUUCCUGCCAUCUCAUCACCACCCUCCCUCAGCUUCUGCUCAUUUGCUCGAUGUUAUUCCAAUCAGGAACACCGAUCUCAACUCUCCUUCAUCCCCUAUCCAACCUGCAACUGCUACUGCAACUGCAACUGCUGAUUCACCACCCAAACCUCCUCGCAUUUAGAUUCUCAGACUACUGAUUAGCUUUAUUUCAAUCAAUAAUUUGGUGGCUGAAUGGAACAUUUAUUCAUAUUUUAUGCUCUUUUUUCAUUCAUA